AUGGUCAAAGUAAAGGAGAUGGAAAACAUCGAUAAAGUUAUUACAUUAGAUCUAGUGGUUAAUAGAAGUGAAUUGAACAAUGGUGAGGGAUAUUACUAUGUAGACAAAGUAAUAACAAAGAAAGUUUGUGAUUUAAUUAGAAAGGAUUUUAAACUUCGUUUAAGACUUGAUAAAGAAUCACUUGAUUCUUUUAAAUCUGAUCAAGAUUAUGUUGAGAUUAAUAAGUUAAGCAAUAUAGACUUAAAGUAUUUUAAUGAUUUGGUACAUCAUUCUUUGAUAAUUAAUGUUAGAGUUAUUAAUGAUGAAACUAAAGAUUUUAAAGAAGAACUAAAAAAGGGGUUAGAAGUUGAAAUUAUUGAUGGUGGUUUAGAUGAAGUUAGUAAAGAUUUAGAAGUUAGUCAAGCUGAUGAAGAAGUUAACAAAGAAGAUGAAGUUAACAAAGAAGAUGAAGUUUAUGAAGAAAAUCAAAACAAAUUAGAAGUUGAUGAAAAAUUAGAAAAUCAACAAAAACGAGAAGUUAACGAAGAAUCUGAGAGUGAAGAUAAAAAAGAAACUAAAGAAGAAGAGGUAAUGCUUGAGGUUAUGGAUGAAGAUAAGGAAAUAGAUUUUAGUAAAAUUAGGGAAGAAGAUAAAGCAAUGGAUAAAAACAUUGAGAAGGUAAUUGUUAAAAAAGAAAUUUCUGAAAUUUUAGAUGAUUUAUCUAAAUUUGGUAACAAAGAUAAAAUCAUUGUUUUCAAUAAUGGUUUUAAGUAUGCUAUUGGAAAUGAGCUGGAAGUAUUAAAGAAUUUUGGCAAAGGACAUAUGUUUAUUACAAGCCCUAAAUUUGAUUCAAAUAACAUACUUUAUGUUUUCGUUAAUAGAUUCUUUUAUUUAAUAAAUGAAUUAGCAGGUUUUGAAGAUUCUAAAAAUAAGAUCUUUAUACGCUGUAAAAUCAAUAAUUUAGUGAUACCAUUUGAGAGUGAAAGGGUUAAUUUAAUUAAUCAUGAUGGUUUAAAAGGUUUUUAUGUUGAUGAUUUUACUUAUAAAAAUCUUACCAUUGUAUUUCUAGUUGUUAAUAACAGUGGUAAAGGUGAAGAAGAUGUUAUUGAUAAGGAAUUAUCUAAUCUUAAACAUGAACAGGAAAAGAAAAACCCUUCAUUUUCAAGUAAAAUGAACGGUAAAAAGCAAUCAUCUUGUGAAGAAGAUAACAUAAUUUGCUUUUGCUACUAA
Hepatospora eriocheir is the source of this 1209-nucleotide messenger RNA. NCBI's taxonomy places the organism in Eukaryota, Fungi, Microsporidia, Hepatosporidae. The record is from the annotation of a GenBank genome assembly.